GCAUUGCAGAAAGACACUUGUCUUAUUUCCUUCUCACUCUCCACAACAUAUUGAGUCAUUGAAGUCCUGCUCAAUAAGUCACCGGGGUUUUGCAUCCUUUAAGGCUAAUCAGGGGAUCGGCACACUGAGGUUGUGGAGUUGCAUUGAGGGAAGAUGGAUAGACGAUAAAAAAAGACAUCAGCUUCUGAGGUAAGGUGAACGGUGAUUUCGUAAUGACAAGCUGCUGUGCAGAAGAUGUCCACGCUGUCUGUGACUGAUAUCCCAGAUGUUGGUCAUGAUGAGAGUAAGGUGUUCAACGGGGCCUCGGAGCUGCAGCUGGACUGCAUGGUCGAGGAGAGCAGUGGAAGCGCCGCGAUGAAGCACGACGGCCUGCUGUCAUUGGCUGACCUCUCUCAGCCUGAUGACUUUCCCGCGCCCCCCCAUAACGGCUCUCCGCUGGCCGACAUGAGCAGCGCUCUGCCAGUGGAGCCCAGUGACAUCAAACUGGAUCCAGCUGCAGGCGACACAUCUGCCAGCAUAGAUGGUCAGCCAGUGAAGAGAAAGAAGGGGCCCGCUCCGAAGAUGCUGGGUAAUGAAGUCUGCAGCGUAUGUGGUGACAAAGCAUCUGGUUUCCAUUACAACGUGCUAAGCUGCGAGGGUUGUAAGGGCUUCUUUCGACGCAGCGUCAUUAAAAGUGCCCAGUACUCCUGCAAGAACAACGGCCGCUGUGAGAUGGACAUGUACAUGCGCCGCAAGUGCCAGCAAUGCCGCCUGCGCAAGUGUCGGGAGGCGGGCAUGCUGGAGCAGUGUGUGCUGUCCGAAGAACAGAUCAGACUGAAGAAGAUGAAGAAGCAGCAGGAUGAGGAAACGGCCCGCACGUCCACGGUGGUCACCCCCACCCCCCCACAGGAAGUAGCCACGCUGGACCCACAGCAGCAGGACAUGAUCGAGAAGCUGGUAGCCAUGCAGAAGCAAUGCAACAAGAGGUCGUUCCUGGACCGACCUAAAGUCACACCGUGGCCACAGAGUCAGGACUUGCAGAACCGAGAAGUCCGCCAGCAGAGGUUCGCUCAUUUCACUGAACUGGCAAUUAUGUCAGUCCAGGAAAUUGUGGAUUUUGCAAAGCAGCUUCCAGGCUUCCUCGAGCUCACAAGGGAAGACCAGAUUGCUCUGCUCAAGACGUCGACAAUUGAGAUUAUGCUCCUGGAGACAUCUCGGCGGUACAAUCCUGCCAUUGACAGCAUCACUUUUCUGAAAGAUUUCAGCUAUAAUAAGGAGGAUUUUGCAAAAGCAGGGCUUCAGUUUGAGUUCAUUAAUCCCAUCUUCGAGUUCUCAAAAGGAAUGAACGACCUCCAUCUGGAUGAAGCUGAAUACGCUCUGCUCAUCGCUAUCAACAUCUUCUCUGCAGAUCGUCCAAACGUCCAAGAUCAUGACCUGGUGGAGAGGCUUCAGCAGCCCUAUGUGGACGCACUGCGCUCCUACAUCAUGAUAAAGAGACCAAACGACCACCUGAUGUUCCCCAGGAUGCUGAUGAAGCUGGUCAGCCUCCGUACGUUAAGCAGCGUCCAUUCGGAGCAGGUCUUCGCCCUCCGCCUCCAGGACAAGAAACUCCCCCCUCUGCUCUCUGAAAUCUGGGACGUCAACGAGUGACUGCAAACCCGAUGACACACUGCGUGGCUCUGAAGCCUCAGACGGACAGACAUCCAGCUGAAACGCUGACUGCUUUCUGCCCAUCGGGUCAGGGAUUGGUUAGAGCAAGAAAUACUGUUUUUUUUUGUUUUUUGUUUUUUGUUUUUUUCUUUUGGAGGAUGAGAGCCAUGCUGCUCUCAGACAGACUGCUAAAUAGUUCUGUUUUCAUCUGGAGAAACAUGAACAUAGUUUUCUUCAAGCCUUUUGUUGUUUUUCUUUUUGUUUUGAUGCUGAAAUGCGCUGAUUGUGGCAAUAUUGAACACCAGCAUCAGGCUCUGAAGCCACUUAUCUCUGAUUGAUUAAAAGUUAUGUCAAUCUCUAGUGCAGUUCAAUACUCGACGUCUAACAUUGAUAAUGAGAACGCUCUGAGCAGGUCUGGACUGUGGCGCUAACGCCAGGAUCACAGAUGCACAUUCUGUAGAAGGACUGGUUUUACAGAUGUGCAAUUGAGGGGAAUGGAUGUAGAGCAGACGCUGAUCUGCUGUUGGCCUGAUGAAGUUUGGGUUAAAUGGGAGGCCAUCUGGUCGGAGGAACAUAAGGGUUUGUGUUCAUUUUGGAAUGAGUGCAGAAAUCAAAAGGAUGGUGUAGUUGCUCAGGUAAAGUAAUGUGAAGUAGACCUCUGGGAAUUAGAGGUGUGUUUAAUAUCUCAUAGAUUACUUGAGUUUUCUUUCAAGUGCAUAAGGGACCCUUUUAGAUGCCCAGAAACAUUGAUGUAAAUGGUAUAUUUAUUUUCACAAACUGUUGUAUAGAGCGCACACAUGAAAAGUAUCCACAAGAUUGUACAAUCGCAUACCAAUGCACAAGAACAUGAACAGACAGAAGUAGCUGGAGGCAGAGUGAUGAACACAGGAGCCUCAUUUACAGGAUGUAGUUAUCUGAAUGUGGAAUUCUUUAUUUUCAAACAGAAAACUGAUGUCACGGUUUAAAAUUCAGUGAGAGGAUAAAAUAUUGGCAGAAUCAUACUCACCGUGAAUUAGUUGCUAGAAUAUAUAUUAGUAACAUAUUGGCUAUUUAUUGGUCAUUAUGAAACAUUUAUUAAUGUCUUAUUCUGCUUCUGCUUGGACAUCAUGGAAUAGUUUCCACUCACUAAUAGAACUGAUAUUGUUCUCAUGAUCCAAGUUCUACACACUAAACUGUUAAACAGCCUAAAGGGGACUAGUGGCUGUAUGGACUUUGGGUGAUUUGGAAAUGUCCCUCCACAACUGUGUGUCAGCUCAGAGCCGUUCACAUCUUACUGUUGAAAACUGUUGAAAGCACGUUUCUUACUGUAGUCGUCUGUUGAGGUGACGCUUUUCUGAAGGAAUUCAGUUUGUUGUAUCAGGAUAUGAGCUGUCUGAAUUUCCACCGAAAACACUUUAAGAACUUCAUUGUCACUACUGCAGCCUCCAUUGUCCUGGACCAGGAAAUAGGCUGAAUAAAUGCACAGGAAACAAAACAUUUUGCACACGACUAAUCUCAUCACAGGACGUCUGUUUUUGUUGAAAUAGUGAAGGUAAUUUAGAACACGGCCCGUUCCAAAAGGACUGAAUUUGACCAAAAAUAGCCUCUAGUUUAACUUUUUACCACCCUGACACUUAUCCACCAGUUUUAUAAGAAAAAUGAACCUAUUUACCAUGACAUGAAGUCGACUCUUAUCUUAGUAUCUGUAGUAAAAGUGUAUGAAAUC
Messenger RNA from Sphaeramia orbicularis (orbiculate cardinalfish), 3334 nucleotides. It is a transcript of the gene nr1h3, whose product is annotated as nuclear receptor subfamily 1, group H, member 3. Bases 235 to 1629 code for a protein of 464 amino acids. Lineage: Eukaryota; Metazoa; Chordata; Actinopteri; Kurtiformes; Apogonidae. Gene Ontology annotation, biological process: positive regulation of transcription by RNA polymerase II; lipid metabolic process; cell differentiation. Gene Ontology annotation, molecular function: nuclear receptor activity; zinc ion binding; RNA polymerase II cis-regulatory region sequence-specific DNA binding. The record is from RefSeq and is a predicted model, not a curated record. The transcript is spliced from 10 exons. Gene Ontology annotation, cellular component: RNA polymerase II transcription regulator complex.